Messenger RNA from Lodderomyces elongisporus, 1434 nucleotides. Its product is annotated as phosphatase PAP2 family protein. Gene Ontology annotation, cellular component: inositol phosphoceramide synthase complex. The transcript has a single exon. Gene Ontology annotation, molecular function: inositol phosphoceramide synthase activity. Gene Ontology annotation, biological process: inositol phosphoceramide metabolic process; sphingolipid biosynthetic process. NCBI's taxonomy places the organism in Eukaryota, Fungi, Ascomycota, Pichiomycetes, Serinales, Debaryomycetaceae. The record is from RefSeq and is a predicted model, not a curated record. The coding region runs from base 1 to 1434 and encodes 477 amino acids.
AUGACACCAGGACAAAUUAUACAUGUCGGUGUCAAAGCUGCGCCUCUUAUACUCAAGAGGAUUGCUAGUCGACUAUUGCAGCUAGUAUUUAAACUAUUCAGGCUUGCAAGCAUUGCUUUUUACCGGCUUGUUGAAGCAGUAUUAAACGAACGCACAUUUAAGGAAUACUCGACGGAUUGGCUUCGAAAUUUUGCUGUUGUAUUAGGUUGCAUAUUAUUUACAGCAUCAGUUAACUAUAUUCCUCGCCCCGACCAUAUCUUUUACAAAUUCUUGUAUCGCUUUGAUACUUAUUUUUUUGAUGUGUGGCAGCAACCAGUGGGUUCUUUAACUGGGUUGUUAUUGACGAGUCUUGGCGCAUAUAUCUUAUACUAUUUUUACUAUAGACACAAUGAGGAAAACAAUAGCUUACCAAACCAUUAUAAUCAAUACUUCAAACUCAAACCACUACAAAUAUCCUCAGUAUUGAUGAACCAGGGUAAUCUUCCGCCAUUUUCGACAAUAGACAGCUCAAGACAUUCGACUUCGACAGCGGGGUCUGCAUCUGCAUCAUCAACUUUAUCUCCAGCAAGUGAUUCAAACUUGUUCACCGAAGGUGAAGAAGAAGAUAUCUUUGAUGAGUCUACGCAUUCAGACUACCAUUAUGCCUUUAAAUACCUUCAUGAUACAAACAACACAACUGUUCGAGACCUAUGGCGAAAAUUCCCUGUAAUCUUAUUCUCGCUUGCAUGGAUAAUAUUGAAUAUCUUGUAUGGCUUUAAGCACCCAGUCUACAAGACGAAAAACAUUGUUGCGUGGGUGUUUCAUGUACCAGUUCAUUUCAUUGUUCCACCGGUUGCUGGCGCUUGGCUUUAUAUUUGGCAUGCUCCGGGUGCUCUUCGUCUCUUGACAUUGAGCCUUGGAAUGCUCAACUCGGCUUUGAUUGUGACGUAUCUUCUUUUCCCUAAUGCACCACCAACAUUUAUUAAAUUGUAUGGGGAUAAUAAGGUCCCGUCAUUUGAUAUGAUUUACAGUGAUGGUCAAGCCUCAGAGGAUAAAAAGUUUUCAUUUCUUCUUCAUAAAGCUAUAUACUAUGCUACCCCACACAAGUUUGCAUCUUUCCCAUCGUUGCACUCGGCUUUUGCAUGCUUGAUUUGUUUUUUCGUUUGCCAUUAUUCCAAAUGGUCGUGGUUUAGACUUUUAAGUGUUGUUAAUGUUGUUGGCCAGUGGUGGGCGGAAAUUUAUUUGGACCAUCAUUGGAGAAUAGAUAGUCUAGCGGGCCUAGUUUAUGCGGUAAUUGUUUGGACGUUGUUUAAGAGUUACUAUCACACCAUCGCUGAAGUCGACACUAGGUUCAGCAGGGCAAGAAUAUCUGGAGACUUUGUACAUGGAAGCACCAUGGGUAUGCGCUUGUUUCGGGGUACAAAGCUACAAAAUUUCUUUGAUCCAUUGGCUUAA